AUGCCCACGGUGGACGACGUGCUCGUCCAGGUCGGGGAGUUCCACCUCUUCCAGAAGCAGACGUUCCUCCUCCUCGCCCUGCUCUCGGCCGCCAUGCCCCCCAUCUACGUGGGCGUCGUGUUCCUGGGCUUCACCCCCGAGCACCGCUGCCGCCCGAGCCCGGGCGCAGCCCAGCUGAGCCGGCGCUGUGGCUGGAGCCCGGCCCAGGAGCUCAACCUCACGGCGCCCGGCCCGGGGCCCGCGGGCGAGGCCUUCCCCCGCCGCUGCCGCCGCUUCCGGGUGGACUGGAACCGCAGCGGCCUGGGCUGCGCAGACCCGCUGGCCGACCUGGCCGCCGACCGCAGCCUCCUGCCGCUGGGCCCCUGCGGGCACGGCUGGGCGUACGACACGCCCGGCUCCUCCAUCGUGACCGAGUUUAACCUGGUGUGCGCCGACGCCUGGAUGCUGGACCUGGUGCAGGUGGCCGUGAACCUGGGGUUUUUCCUCGGCUCCGUGGGCAUCGGCUUCGUGGCAGACAGGUUCGGCCGGAAGCCCUGCCUCCUGCUCACCAUCCUCGUCAACGCCACGUCGGGAGUGCUCAUGGCCGUGGCCCCAACCUACCCCUGGGUCCUACUGUUCCGCCUGGUGCAGGGGCUGGUCAGCAAGGUGGGCUGGCUGAUCGGCUACAUCCUGAUCACGGAACUCGUGGGGCUGAGCUGCCGGCGCACCGUGGGCAUCUGCUACCAGGCGGCCUUCUCCGCGGGGCUGCUGGCGCUGGCGGGGGCAGCCUACGCGCUGCCGCACUGGCGCUGGCUGCAGUUCGCCGUGACCGUGCCCAACUUCUGCUUCCUGCUCUACUACUGGUGCGUGCCCGAGUCCCCGCGGUGGCUGCUGUCCCAACGCAGACACGCCGAGGCCACGCAGGUGCUCCGGCUCAUCGCCAGGAGGAACGGCAAGGCCGUGCCCGCGGCGCUCCAGUGCCUCCGAGCCGAGGAGGAAGCCGACGAGAAGCCGAACCCAUCGUUCCUGGACCUGGUCCGCACCCCCCAGAUCCGGAAGCACACCCUGGUCCUGAUGUACAACUGGUUCACCAGCUCCGUCCUCUACCAGGGCCUCAUCAUGCACCAGGGCCUGGCGGGGAGCGACAUCUACCUGGACUUCUUCUACUCGGGGCUGGUGGAGUUCCCCGCCGCCCUGCUCAUCCUGCUCACCAUCGACCGCGUGGGCCGCCGCAGGCCCUGGGCUGCCGCCAACAUGGUGGCGGGGGCGGCCUGCCUGGCCUCCGUGUUCAUCCCGGAAGACCUGCAGGGGCUGAGAGUGGCGGUCGCGUGCUUGGGUCGCAUGGGGAUCACCAUGGCCUACGAGAUGGUCUGCCUGGUCAACUCGGAGCUGUACCCCACCUUCAUCCGGAACCUGGGGGUCCUCGUCUGCUCCUCCCUGUGCGACCUCGGCGGCAUCCUGGCGCCCUUCCUGGUGUACCGGCUCACCGGCGUCUGGCAGGAGCUCCCCCUGCUGAUUUUCGCUGCGGUCGGCCUGGUGGCCGGAGGGCUGGUGCUGCUGCUGCCGGAGACCCGGGGGCAGGCGCUGCCGGAGACCAUCGAAGAGGUGGAGAAGCUGGGGAGACCAAGGAAACACAGAGAAAAGAAAAUCUACUUCCAAGUCAAGAAACAAGACAUCCCACUGAACUGA
Pipistrellus nathusii (Nathusius's pipistrelle) is the source of this 1668-nucleotide messenger RNA. The record is from the annotation of a GenBank genome assembly. NCBI's taxonomy places the organism in Eukaryota, Metazoa, Chordata, Mammalia, Chiroptera, Vespertilionidae.